Molecule: messenger RNA, 7249 nt
Organism: Myotis daubentonii (Daubenton's bat)
Lineage: Eukaryota; Metazoa; Chordata; Mammalia; Chiroptera; Vespertilionidae
Gene: ATXN7L1
Product: ataxin 7 like 1
Source: RefSeq, a predicted model, not a curated record
GUUCCGUUAUUAGUGGCUGCUGUGGGACCACGGCAGCCUGCGGGUGAGCGGUUCUGGGGGACGCUGUGAGCUUAGCAGUGAGUUGAGAUUUUGCUCCUUCCAUUGUGGGAGAUGAUGGUCCUGCACGCUGGCACCUGGAGGCCAAUACACAGUGGCCUCUCCUUGCUCAGACUGUGUUUCUUAGACAGCGUGCUCCAGGAGGAUUCUUGUAAAUGGCCUAGUUUUAAUGCAGGGGAGGGGGAAGGCCGAGAACCACCCACUUAGGAGAGCUACUUCUUGUGUUUUGUUUUAAUGCACAUUUUCAUGGAUCAGGGGAACCUAUGUGGGUUGGCACCAUGGUAGCCACUGUCCAUGUGUCACCAAGUCUCACAACACUCAUUUCUUCAACAGUGAACAUAGUGAGCAUCUAUACGCGCGAGACCCUGGGCUAAAUGCCAGGAUAAAAGGCUGAGCAAGACACCUGCCCUCGAGGAGGGUUCAGUGGCAGGGUGCUAGCCCACUGACCCGCCGGUCAGAGGUGAGAUACGCUGAGAUGGGGCCCUCGGUGUGCUGUCAAGGCACCUUCCCGCUCGUAACCCUGUGAUCUAGGCAUUAUUGUUGCCAUUUGGGUAGAUAGGAAACUGGGGCUCAUGGGGUUAAGUUAUUUGCCCAAGUCACAGAGCUAAUGAGUGACAAAGCUGGGAGUUGAGCCCAGAUCUUUCUGAUUCCAGAGACAGAAGUGUUUGGUCCAUAUCGCCAGUGACUCACAAAGCUGGUGCAGAGCAUGAGAAUCCCCUCAGGACCUUUGUAAAAAAUACAGAUUUGGGGGCCCUGGCCCUGCUGUCCCAGGGGUGAGGAGCGCUCUGCUGAACCAGGCGGCCCUGAGGUGUAAGUGAGGCCUGGGUGCUUCCUCGGCCUCGUGCCUCAGGAUCCGCCCUCCCUUCCUUGAGGUGUGGCAGGGCCUGCCUGUGCCAGGGACAGGGCUUUUUGAUGCGCUUAACCCAGGCUCCUGGGUGAAGGCCACUGAUGUUGCUUGCCUCACGACAGUAUUGGGAAGAGUCCGUCUAGCUGUUCAGGUAUUUUCGACAUUGGGAAUCCCCGUUCACGUAUCUUCUCCCCAAAGAUCCCUCGGACUGUGCCUCCAGCUUCGUGAAACUGCAGUUGCUGCUAUACCUGUCCCUUUGGUGCCCCUGGGGCCGGGAUGAUGUCAGCUGUGCCAUCUUCAGAGAGAAGACACGGUUCAAUGUGCAGACCUUCUCCCUCUCCAGCAUCUCCACCCUCCAACUCCAGGACAUCACUGGUACAGGUGAAGACAAAAGCCUGUCUCAGCGGCCAUAACUCUGCCAGCAGCACCUCAAAGCCAUUCAAAACGCCCAAAGACAAUCUACUUACCUCCAGCAGCAAACAGCACACAGUCUUUUCUGCGAAAGGAUCAAGGGACAAACCAUGGAAAGUGAAGCACAAUAAAACAAGCGUUCCGGUUCCUGUAGUCAGUUUAGAGAAAAUUCCUAACCUAGUGAAGGCAGAUGGUGCCAAUGUCAAAAUGAACUCUGCAACCACCGCUGCGGUCACCGCCUGCUCCACCUCGACCUCGGCUGUCUCCGCCCCACCCUUAAUUAAGCCGGUCUUGAUGUCCAAGUCAGUGCCACCUUCCCCAGAGAAGAUCUUAAAUGGCAAAGCAAUUUUGUCCACCACAAUAGACAAGAAACACCAAAAUGGCACCAAAAACAACAACAAGCCUUACAGGAGACUUUCAGAGAGAGAAUUUGACCCAAAUAAACACUGUGGAGUAUUGGAUCCCGAGACAAAGAAACCUUGCACAAGAUCCCUCACCUGCAAGACACAUUCGCUAAGCCAUCGGAGGGCAGUCCCGGGCAGGAAAAAGCAAUUUGACCUCCUUCUGGCGGAACACAAAGCCAGGUCCCGAGAAAAAGAAGUUAAAGAUAAAGAGCAUCUUCUGACUGCAGCGAGGGAAGUUCUUCCAAACCAAUCUGGGCCGGCACAGGACCCUCUGCCAGGAUCUUCAGGGAGCUCUGGGCCAGAACCUAAAGUCACAUCCCCUGCAAAAUCCAGGCCACCUAACUCUGUGCUUCCUAGACCAUCAUCUGCAAAUAGCAUAAGCAGCACCACAUCUUCAAACCACAGCGGCUGCGCUCCGGAAGCCCCUGUGCCCCCCGCUGCAGGUGACCUCGCCAGCCGACUGUCAAGUGAUGAAGGGGAGAUGGAUGGUGCCGACGAAUCCGAGAAGUUAGACUGUCAGUUCUCCACCCACCACCCUAGACCUCUUGCGUUUUGCUCAUUCGGGAGUCGCCUCAUGGGACGAGGGUACUAUGUGUUUGAUAGAAGAUGGGAUCGUUUUCGAUUCGCACUAAACUCCAUGGUAGAAAAGCACUUGAAUUCACAGAUGUGGAAGCACAGAAACCCGAGCCACAGGGCGUCAGGUCCCUCCCCCCUUUUCAGGACUUGCCUAACCAACCUACUGUCACUGAGCAACAUUGGGGCUGCCUGGGUGUCAACUCUGGAGAGCGUAGCACCCCGCUGCCCUCUCAACCUCGCUGCCCAAACCCCAGGCCCGGACGGGCCCGAACCUGGAGGGAAGGCAGCCGAUGAGGGCGUGGAAGACAUUAGGAAGAAAAGGAACGGCCAAGACUCUUUUUUCUUUAACAAGCAUUUAACUCUGCAUCAGGAGACGCCAACACAGUAUUCUCUUUCAGCCAGGAAAAUCCCUCCUGCGGCAGAUAGCCCCAUGCCCUCGCCAGCAGCCCACAUCACCACCCCGGUUCCAGCAUCCGUGUUACAGCCCUUCAGCCACCCCAGUGCUGUGUAUCUGCCUUCAGCUCCCAUCAGCUCGAGACUCACCUCUUCUUACAUCAUGACAUCAGCCAUGCUCCCCAACGCAGCUUUCGUGACAUCGCCGGACCCAAGCGCCCUCAUGCCACACCCCACAGCUUUCCCUCAUGUGGCCGCAACCCUCAGCAUCAUGGACUCAACCUUCAAGGCCCCAUCCGCCGUGUCCCCGAUACCAGCCGUCAUCCCUUCCCCAUCCCACAAGCCAUCCAAAACCAAAACCAGCAGAUCCUCAAAAGUCAAAGACCUGUCUGCGCGGAGCGACGAGCCUCCAAGUAACAAAAAGAGGAAGCCGCAGUCGUCGACUUCCGCCUCGUUCUCCUUGCAGACACCCCUCCCGUCCCCCUUGUCAGGGCCCCACAAAAAGAACUGUGUUCUGAACGCCAGUUCCGCUUUGAACUCCUACCAGGCGGCUCCACCCUAUAACAGUCUGUCCGUGCACACCUCCAACAACGGGGUGAGCCCACUCAGUGCCAAACUGGAGCCCCCAGGACGGACCUCGCUGCCCGGCGGGCCCCCGGACAUAGGGAGACACCUGGGCUCCGUGGGCGGCAGUGACUCCUGUCCCCUGGCGGUGCCCUCCCUCGCAGGCGACCUCUCUCUGGCCUCACACAAUGCCGUGUCUUCUCUGCCCCUCUCUUUUGACAAAUCAGAAGGAAAAAAGCGUAAGAACUCGAGUUCUAGUAGCAAAGCCUGUAAAAUCACUAAAAUGCCUGGUAUGAAUAGCGUUCACAAAAAGAACCCGCCCAGCCUUCUCACACCGAUGCCCGAUCCCGUUAACAGCACCUCCUCUCGGCAGGUUGGGAAAAAUAGCAGCCUCGCUCUGUCACAGUCCAGCCCUUCCAGCAUAUCCAGCCCAGGACACAGCCGACAGAAGACCACAAACAGAACGGGCAGGAUAAGGACUCUUCCAUAACAAGACUAUGAAGCCACUUCCAAUCCAAUGCCUGGCCUCCGGUCCCACCCAAGGGGCCAAGGGGGCAGGGAGUGGGCAGUGGGGGAUCCACUUCCUGGGCCCGCCUGUGGCUCUGGCCUUUCUUUUUCUUUUUUUAAUGACCAAUUUUUAGUUUUGGAGAAAAAGAAAAAGGCAAAAGAACGUGAAUUUGAGAUUUACAGAAAACAGUACCAGUGUUUUGUUUUCGUUGUCUUUCGUUUGCCACAUGUACACAUUCUUCCAAGCUUGGGGCCACUCCUCCAGCUUCUGAUUCAACUACUGCACCGUCGUCUUGCUCCAGCCACGAGAGCAGACGGUCGGGAUGUCAGUUCCCGGUUGGCAUCAUCGGAAACUCGAACUUUAGCACGUGCAGUGCUCCUUUCCUUGCCCUCGCCCGCCCGCCCAUCCCUUCCCACCCAUCCCCUCCUACCUGCCACUCACUGGGUCCCCAAGGCCAUCACAGGAAGUUGCCUCUCAUAAGCUCACCUCUAGACGCUGUGCUGGGGAGGGGCUUUGCUGGGGAGCAGCCGAUGGUUGGGGAGCGGAGAACAGAGGCAGGAGGGUGGCCGAGCACACUCAUCAGGUUUCUAGGGCGCACCAGGUCCACUGUCCAGCUGUGCAGCUCAGAGAGGAUCUACUGGGUCAGGUCUGGACCGGGCCUGGGAGGUGGCAGGAAGCAGAGAAUGAGGGUAGGAGAAGCUAUCCCUCAAGAGAUAGUGGGGACGGGGUGGCUGUGGUCAUCUGAGCUUGUUAGGAAUCCAGGCUGCAAAACCCCUUCCUGGGUGCCAUGUGCAAGAGCCCAAAGCUGGGCAAGCCAGAGAGGGAAGCACCCCCGGGAAAGGGCAGGGGACCCCAGGAAGCCACUCUGAAGAAGGCACGGUGCCCACAGCUGUGGACAUUCUCCAGCCGCCCUCCAGGGCUGAGCAAGAGAAAGAAGGAGGGAAGGAAGGAUCUGGGGGAAAGCUUCCAUGGAGGGCUGUGUGUCAAACGCCUGGUGAGAAUGAAGACUAGCCCCGCCCACCCGCCUCUGGGCCCUGGGCCCCAAGGCCCUGUGACUCAGCGCCCCCCAUAUCAGGGUCCGCUGGGUUAUCAGAGGCCCAGCUCAGAGACAGCCACCCCGGGAAAGAGUGGUAAGGCCAUGCUGGAGCCCCACAGCUAUGAAAUUGUUCACACUGGAGUUUGAAAGAAACGCCAAUACUGUAAGCUUUAACCAGGAAUCAGUCCGGAAAGUAACUCACAGUAUAAAGUAAGUGUUCUGUGCUGUUCAUCAUGUAACUUGGCGAGCGAUGCAACGGCGCAGGUAGUAGGAGUGCUUGCUUCAUCCCUACAUGAGAAAGGAAAGCCGGUGUUGCAGCUGGACACACACCCUCAUCCCCACCCUGAAGUUUCCCUUCCCAUCCCCACCCCCAUCCCAAAGAUCAGACUACUGUUAAGUUUCAGCACGGAAUUGAAUUUCACUAAGACGGGAGGCUAGCGGAGUGAUUUGCAUCAAUGAAAUUGCACUGACAGUGUUUCUUCUAGGAUUACUACAAUUUUUUUAAUAUAAAAUGAAGAUUUUUUAAAAUCAUGAGUUGAUAUUAGGUACCAGGACAUUAGUUCAGAUGAUUUCAUUUUUAUUUCUACAGUGUUAAAAGUGCACUUAUAUGCUGGUUUAUUUACAUCUUGGGAAAAAGAGACUGCAAAUUGAAGGGAAGAUUGUUACUUUUUCUUUUUUUUAAAAAAAAAAAAGGUUAAGGCAGAUUUAAGACUUAUAAAUGUUUAAGAAAUUAUAAACAAGAUUAGAACCUUUGAAAAAAAAGUUUAGAAGAUAUUCUUAAAGUAAAUUUUUAUAGUGUUAAUUUUGUAAUAAUUUAUGUUUUACUAUAUUACAGAGCUAACUGACCAGAAUAGUUUCAGAAACAAUAUGAAACUUAGGAAAGUUUAAGCAAUGUUUAUAUUUUUAAAAUGUUCUUUGGAUUAUGUUUUUAUUGUACAUUUCUUCAGACUGAAAAGUAUGUACAUAUCUGUUAUUUUUGCACAAUUUUUGUCUUGUUCAGUUUUAGACGUCUGUGUGUUGUUGUUUUUUUUUAUAAUUUAUUUUGAGUUGUAAAACUUGCAGGAGUAAAAACAAAACGAAAAAAAUCUCAGCAACAAAAUAACCCUCUGAUCUAUAAACUCUUAACAUCCAAAGAGGGAAAACGAAGGUCGAGAGAUGAAGUGGCUGCUUCUGCGAAAUAAUGUCUGGACAGGGACUAAAGGAGCAAUUCAAUCAUCGGCGUAAACGUUUUCGCUCUCUACAUCUUGAAUUGCAAGCUGGGAUAGAGAGGCUCCCCACCGAAUGCUGCUGACUUGGUGAAAGACUGGAUCUGACCAAGGCGAGGACAUUUCUGGAAAACUGAGCAAAAAGGGAAAACCCACGGUGUUUCUUCCUUCACAGUCAACCACAGGUUUACUUUAUAACAAUGUAUUCGAAACUCACAGCUUGAAAAAAUGGAAUGCAAAUAAAAGGUUUUCUAUGGUUUUGUUUUAAUGGAGUUCAACUGGACCAGCCUCUAAAGCACUAUUCGGGUGAUCAAUCCCCUUUGGGUACUUCUUGUUCUGCCCACCCCACUCAACCCUCUCUCCCAGCCCCGUGACUGCACACCCCACACCCCCUCCAUUUGCCCGAAGAUCUCGCGACUUGUCGCCAGCCACAGAGGCUCGAAAGCUCUGGUUGUUAAGCAUAGCGCAAUGCAUAGACCCGUCAGCCAUAAAAACAAAGCGACUUGGAUAACUUGUAUGCCUUCUUUUGUAUCAAAGUACCAAUUGUAAAUAACGCUGAUCAACCUUUGUAGAGAAUAGUUUAUACAGCAUAUUCUAUUAUUGCUGAUUCUCAGUGAACUCUUGUUUUGAAAAAAGGAAAAAAAGAAAUUUUCUAUUUACACCUUCUAUUUUGUUAUGCUGUUGGCCCAUGGCACUUUAACAAAACUGUGGGUUUUACGUAGCUGGUCAGUCAUGGGGUAUAUUAAAUAACUGUUGUUGCACAGACAAGAAUUUGCACCUGCUCAUUUGUCCUUUCCUACUACCGACUUCAGAACCUUUUCCAGAAGAAUUUUGAAGAAAGCAUGUCCAAGCAUUCUAAGCAAAUGCCACACUUGUGGAGUGGGUUUCUCCUUUUCUACGAUCCGCAUUUUGUAACACUAGGUCUUUUCCUUCUUUGUCCCGCACCUUUAUGUGUUAGCACUAUCAGAAUUCAUUCCAUGCCUGUGAUAUUGUAAGAAUAAAUGUCUAAAGUAGGUGUAAAUAGUAAACUCUAUGGCUUACAGUUUUAAAAAGGAAAGAACAAACAUGUAUCUAUUGAUACCGCCAUGGUUCCGCACCAGGCCUGGAGACAUUCUCCAGUGAGCGAUUUGUUUUUUUGGCUUUUUUUUUUUUUUUUUUUUUUUUUUGUAACAUGGCUUUGUAAAUAAAAUAAUUUAUAUGUUUGUAAAACAAAGUCUUCGGGUUUUCAUAAAAUUUAGAUUUUUGUUA